Morone saxatilis (striped sea-bass) is the source of this 618-nucleotide messenger RNA. RefSeq lists its product as uncharacterized. Bases 1 to 618 code for a protein of 205 amino acids. The transcript has 3 exons. Lineage: Eukaryota; Metazoa; Chordata; Actinopteri; Moronidae. The record is from RefSeq and is a predicted model, not a curated record.
AUGAAAACAACCUUCUACCUACAAAGAAAAAACAUCAAUGCCAGCCCACCUCCUUCAAUUGCUGAGCUGAAGACCGAGUGGCCAUAUCUUUUCACUCCGAGAGAGAUGUUCAGCCAUUUCAAUUUACUCACAGACAUUAACAUUCUGGAAAAAAUGGAGAAGGCUGUAGAAGAAAAGGGGAAGCUGAUCCUUAGGUUCUUCCAGCACAAGACAGCAGGGACCAGUGCAGAUGAGGUCGAGCGCAUCUUGGUAAAAUACAACAAAGAAGAAAAGUGUGAUCCAUGCCCAUGUGACGUUCUCACGACAACAAACUGGAUGCUGAGCAUUGAGGGCCAAGUGGUUGUGGGUCCACACCAGAACAUUGUGGCUGGAAUGGCAGUGUUUUUCUCGUGCUAUUACGUCUUCAACCUGGUGUACCAAGAGGAAGCAUCGAGCACACUGGAAUUCAUCCAAUGCUUGAAGGGAUUGGCUAAUGCUUCAUUAGGAUCAACCAACUCUGCACAAAGAUCACAAAGUGGUCAGUCAAGAAGUGGGAACGUGCAUGAGAAGAGGAACAACAGUGUCGGCCUUCAUGUCUCUUCACUUCUCAAAAGAUUAAUGGACUUUGAAUGGCUUUGA